This is a messenger RNA of Castor canadensis (American beaver), 1500 nucleotides long. The record is from RefSeq and is a predicted model, not a curated record. NCBI's taxonomy places the organism in Eukaryota, Metazoa, Chordata, Mammalia, Rodentia, Castoridae.
AAAUACUUGGCUCAGAAUUGGCACUUGGUUCCUGUUUUUAUUUUUAGCUUCAGUUUUGGCCUUCUUCAGCCAUAACUGCCAGAACUCUUGCAGAAUAAACUCAAUUUAGACAAACUGUUUUUAUCUUUCCAUAGGUAUGAAUCCCAGGACCCAGAAUAAGGAUUCUCUAGAGGACAGUGUUUUUACCUCUCCAGACCCAAUGCCAGGCUUCUGUUGCACAGUUGGAGUGGACUGGAAGUCUCUCACUACUCCUGCGUGCCUCCCUCUCACCACCGACUACUUCCCUGACCGCCAGGGCCUGCAGAACGACUACACCGAGGGCUGCUACGAUCUCCUCCCGGAAGCUGACAUGGACAGGAGGGACGAGGAGGGUGUGCAGAUGACAGCUCAGCAGGUGUUUGAAGAGUUCAUCUGCCAGCGUCUUAUGCAGGGUUACCAAAUCAUAGUGCAGCCCAAGGCCCAGAAGCCCAGCCCGGCCGUCCCACCCCCGCUCAGCAGCAGCCCGCUCUACAGCCGAGGUCUCGUGUCCCGAAACCGCCCCGAGGAGGAAGACCAAUAUUGGCUGAGUAUGGGCAGAACUUUUCACAAAGUGACGCUGAAAGACAAAAUGAUCACGGUCACACGAUACCUUCCCAAGUAUCCGUAUGAAUCUGCCCAGGUUCACUACACCUACAGCCUCUGCCCGUCCCACUCAGACUCAGAGUUCGUCUCCUGUUGGGUGGAAUUCUCCCAUGAGCGGCUGGAGGAGUACAAGUGGAAUUACUUAGACCAGUACAUUUGUUCUGCUGGCUCUGAAGAUUUCAGUUUAAUUGAGUCUUUGAAGUUCUGGAGGACCCGCUUCCUGCUACUGCCAGCCUGUGUCACUGCCACCAAACGCAUCACAGAGGGAGAGGCCCAUUGCGACAUCUAUGGGGACAGGCCCCGUGCAGACGAGGAUGAGUGGCAGCUACUGGAUGGCUUCAUCCGCUUUGUGGAGGGCUUGAACCGGAUCCGCAGGCGGCACCGCUCAGACCGCAUGAUGCGGAAAGGGACGGCCAUGAAAGGCUUGCAGAUGACUGGACCCAUUUCUACACACUCCCUUGAGUCUACAGGCCCCCCAGUAGGGAAGAAGGGAACCUCAGCUCUGUCUGCAUUGCUGGAGAUGGAGGCCAGUCAGAAGUGCCUAGGAGAACAACAGGCAGCUGUGCACGGUGGGAAGAGCUCCUCUCAGCCAGCCGAGAGCAGCACUGUUGCCAUGACUCCCACCUACGUGGACAGCCCACGAAAGGAUGGGGCCUUCUUUAUGGAGUUUGUUCGCAGCCCACGCACAGCAUCGUCCACCUUCUACUCUCAGGUUAGUCAACUCCAGGGCUCUGCAGCCUGUGCAUGCCAGACCUAUUGGUAGAAGGAGAAUAUUGGCUGGCCUUCUGUGCGUCUCUGAGCAAAUGGAAUUGGGCAGCUGAACGUGAACUUGGUGUCUAAGGUGUUUAUUCCACGGUGUUCAUGGCAGCAAAGGGGAAU